AUGCCUGUCUCCCAGAAACAAAUGGAGGCAGACCAAAUCGCCAUGAGGUUCGUCGAACUGCUGGGGCAGCGCGACGAGUUCGACGCCCAGCAGUACAUUACAGAUUGCGCCGACACCUCUGGCCUCGACGGCUGGGAAAUCCAGGGCCAUCACCGCACCAUCUACCACUGGGUUACCAGCUACGUCUGGGACUUGGAGUGCCGCGACAAGACUCCCGCCCCCACCGUUGUGGCCGAGCUGGCGGUCAUCCGCCGGAUUGCCAAGUCGGUCUUCGACUUCAAGACCGACCACCACGUGCCCCAAAUGGCGUUUUGCGCACUCUUGGCUAUUGGAAUCCUGGAGUGGCUGGCACCAACUAUUAACGAAACCCUCUUCCCCGAGACUGAGGGCCCUGCAUGCGAGACCCGCGGGGGCUACUCAGUCAACAUCACGCCCGAUCAUCUCUGCAUUCCGUAUGCACCGGAGCCCCUUCUCAAGGACUUCGUAUCUCGCCUGCGCAUCUUCUACACCAGGGUCGUCUGA
Molecule: messenger RNA, 522 nt
Organism: Gaeumannomyces tritici R3-111a-1
Lineage: Eukaryota; Fungi; Ascomycota; Sordariomycetes; Magnaporthales; Magnaporthaceae
Exons: 2
Coding region: 1-522 (173 amino acids)
Source: RefSeq, a predicted model, not a curated record